CCUGGAGCUACAUUUGAGUUAAACAUAGAGCUGCUUCAAGUGACGCCUCCACAAGAGAAGUGAACGCAGAUUAGACAAGUUUGAAGCUUCAAGCAUUGAAUAGUCCCACCAACAUUUGUCUAAAGAUAACAAUGGAGAGAAAAAAAGAGAAAGAUGUAAAGUUUUUGGAGUAUUUUGGUGUCUGGUUAUACCACCAAACUCUCUGGUACAGUAAAUAACCGGUAUAUUUGUUGGUCUACAAUUUGAUACACGUAAUUGUUAAAACCUGCUUGUUGUGAGACU
This is a messenger RNA of Camelina sativa (false flax), 282 nucleotides long. The record is from RefSeq and is a predicted model, not a curated record. NCBI's taxonomy places the organism in Eukaryota, Viridiplantae, Streptophyta, Magnoliopsida, Brassicales, Brassicaceae.